Capronia epimyces CBS 606.96 is the source of this 1632-nucleotide messenger RNA. RefSeq lists its product as uncharacterized. Gene Ontology annotation, molecular function: carbohydrate:proton symporter activity. The record is from RefSeq and is a predicted model, not a curated record. The transcript is spliced from 3 exons. NCBI's taxonomy places the organism in Eukaryota, Fungi, Ascomycota, Eurotiomycetes, Chaetothyriales, Herpotrichiellaceae. Gene Ontology annotation, biological process: transmembrane transport; carbohydrate transport. Gene Ontology annotation, cellular component: membrane. Bases 1 to 1632 code for a protein of 543 amino acids.
AUGGCUAUCAAACUCCCCAAGAUCUAUAACACCUACUUCGUGGCCUUCAUUGCCACAGUGGGGGGAAUGCUCUUCGGGUUCGAUAUAUCGUCUAUGAGCGCCAUCAUUGGGACGAAGCAAUACAAUGACUACUUCAACAAGCCUGCAGGUGUCACGCAGGGAGCUAUCGGUUCAGCCUUGGCCGCCGGAUCGGUGGUGGGCUCCAUCAUUGCCGGUCCAGUGUCGAACAAAAUCGGUCGGCGAGACUCGGUCAUGUUCGCCGCUCUCUGGUGGCUGGUCGGGACUGCCGUUCAGGCGGGAACGAGCGGUAUCGGUUCGCUGAUCGCCGGCCGUGUCUUGAACGGUGUCUGUGUUGGCAUCACCAGUUCUCAGGUGCCCGUAUAUCUUGCUGAGAUCUCUCGCAAAGAGAAGCGCGGUGCCAUCAUCGUCAUCCAGCAACUAGCCAUUGAAUGGGGCAUUUUGAUCAUGUACUUCAUCGGCUAUGGAUGCAGUUUCAUUCCUGGCUCGGCCUCCUUCCGGACUGCCUGGGGCAUUCAAUUUGUGCCCUGUGUCUUCCUCAUGUGCGGGCUGCCGUUCCUUCCCCGUUCACCUCGAUGGUUGGCCAAGGUCGACCGGGUCGAUGAAGCCAUCCGGACACUCGCCAAUAUCCAAGCCAACGGCAAUGUCAACGAUCCCCUUGUUGUCGCAGAAUGGGAGGAGAUCACGGAAACCCUGGCCGCCGAACGAGCUGCUGCCAAAGGCUGGCGCAAGUUCGUCGUCAACGGCAUGUGGAAGCGAACCCUCGCCGGCUUUACCGUUCAAAUGUGGCAGCAGAACUCGGGCGCAAAUUGCAUCACUUACUACGUUGUCUAUAUUUUCAUGAUGGCAGGAUUGACUGGAAAUAUCAAUUUGGUGGCCUCGGGCGUCCAGUAUGCUCUUUUCAUCAUUUUCACCACCAUCAUGUUUUUCUACAUCGAUAGAGUCGGUCGACGACCUCUCCUAAUCUACGGGGCAUUGGCGAUGGGUGCGUGCCACUUUGUAGUGGGUGGCAUCUUGUCCGCAGGCCAGAAUGUUCCGGGAGGCGUGGGCGGCAAUCCCAAUGUUGUGAUCCGUGUGGAAGGAGCCAAGGCCAAUACGGUGAUUGCCUUCUGUUAUCUCUUGAUUAUUGUCUACGCCUUGACAUUGGCCCCGGUUGCUUGGGUCUACGCUGCUGAAGUCUGGAGUUUGGAGACGCGUGCCACAGGCAUGGGUAUUUCCGCCCUGGGCAACUGGCUGUUCAAUUUCGCACUUGGACUCUAUAUCCCUCCGGGAUUCCAAAACAUCAAAUAUGGCAUGUUCAUCACCUUCGGCUGCAUGUGUGUGCUCGCUGCGGUGCAGUUCUAUUUUACCUACCCUGAGACUUGCAACAAGUCAUUGGAGGAAAUUGAGGAAAUGUUCUCGCCCACUGGACCAAAGCCAUGGCACACCAAGCCUGGCCAGUCGAGACUGGACCGGCUGGUGGAUGUUGCUCGGGAGAAGCAAUAUACAGUGGAAGAUAUUCGCCAAAAGUCAGUCUCAGCCCAGCAAGGCACUCAUGUCGAAAUCGCCGAAGACAACGAGAAAGCCAUCCAGCAGCUCGGCCAGCAGUUUGAGGAGGCAGUCAAAACCGCGUGA